Chaetura pelagica (chimney swift) is the source of this 428-nucleotide messenger RNA. It is a transcript of the gene HMGN2, whose product is annotated as high mobility group nucleosomal binding domain 2. The record is from RefSeq and is a predicted model, not a curated record. Gene Ontology annotation, molecular function: nucleosomal DNA binding. NCBI's taxonomy places the organism in Eukaryota, Metazoa, Chordata, Aves, Apodiformes, Apodidae. Bases 1 to 267 code for a protein of 88 amino acids. The transcript is spliced from 6 exons. Gene Ontology annotation, biological process: chromatin organization. Gene Ontology annotation, cellular component: nucleus; chromatin.
AUGAUCCAGGCUGAAGGAGAUGCCAAGGGCGAGAAGGCCAAAGUUAAGGAUGAGCCACAACGGAGAUCAGCAAGGUUAUCUGCUAAGCCUGCUCCACCGAAGCCAGAGCCUAAACCUAAAAAGGCAGCUCCAAAGAAGAGUGAGAAGUUGCCCAAGGGAAAGAAGGGGAAAGCUGAUGCUGGCAAGGAGGGAAACAACCCUGCAGAAAAUGGAGAUGCCAAAACAGACCAGGCACAGAAAGCUGAAGGUGCUGGUGAAGCCAAGUAAAAAUGUGUGAAUUUUUGAUAACUGUGUACUUCUGGUGACUGUACAGUUUGAAAUACUAUUUUUUAUCAAGUUUUAUAACAAUGCAGAAUUUUGGUUUACUUUUUUUUAAGCUAUGUUGUUAGCACACAGACCGCUUCGUUGUUGUGUUUUGGGGGGGGGGG